Penicillium oxalicum is the source of this 1827-nucleotide messenger RNA. RefSeq names its product ankyrin repeat domain-containing protein. Gene Ontology annotation, molecular function: protein binding. Bases 1 to 1827 code for a protein of 608 amino acids. The transcript has 7 exons. The record is from RefSeq and is a predicted model, not a curated record. NCBI's taxonomy places the organism in Eukaryota, Fungi, Ascomycota, Eurotiomycetes, Eurotiales, Aspergillaceae.
AUGUCAAUGUCCCCUCCAAAGCUUUCGCAUUCCUCUAAGAAGACCAUUGACCGCGAAUUCCAUCUUCUGGGUGCUCUUAGAGAGAUCCAUUCAGACCCAGAUACUGUUGCUUUUCUUGACCGUGCCCAGAGUCACAUCGGUAUGACUCGUGUGUCUAGCCUUCGGGGGCCCUUCCAAAGGUCUCUUAUGCAUUAUGCCGCAAUGGGGAACUGCACGGAAAUGCUUCGAUUUUUAUUACGGGAGGGUGCAUCGCAAAAUGAUCCUGAUGGAAACAAGCGAACGCCCCUCUCGUGGGCCGCUGAGUACGGUGCACUAAACGCAGCCAUAAUUCUGGUGCAAAGUGGUGCCAAAGUGAAUCAGACGGAUGACAUGUUCGCAACACCCCUGACGGGCGAGAUCCUGAAUCUUUGUCUCCGGGAAAGGGGCGACCUUGGUGUGGUGGAGCAAUUACUCCGUUUCCCCACGAUCGACAUCAACCGCCAGGACUCCCGGGGAAUGACACCGGCCAUGCACGCACUUAUGUCUGGUGAAUUUUAUAACCUGCAGCUUCUACUCAUGGAUGAUCGGACAGAUGCGAACAUCACCAAUAUCUGUGGCCAGACGUUACUGCACUUGGCUGCACGCAGGGCCAAUGCUGUAGCAAUUCAGAUCCUGGUGCGCCAUGCACGUAUCGACGUCAAUUGCCGCAACGCAGAGGGUGAAACUCCGCUUCUUUUGGCUGCAAAGCAAACCUGCUGCGAUAAGUCCGGCCAGGCAGUCCUUUCCUUACUUGACUCUGCCAACGUCGAUAUUAAUACUCGAGAUAUUAGCCGUCGAACCCCUCUUUGGUACGCUGCGGAGGGGCACGACGAUGAUUUGGUGUGCGUCAUUCUGCAGAGGUUAGAUGUAGACUUCUGCGGCGAUCAGGACUCAGUAACUCCGUUGACACUUGCGGUUCGGAGGGGCCGCGAAAGCAUUGUGAAACACGUCCUAUGCCAUCCUAAUUUUUCUAUCCCGGUGACUGGAGCUGCGGUUUCUCCAAUGUGGGAUGCAUGUCGUUUAGGGAACCUGAAUCUCGUCAGGGAGCUCUUGCGCUGGAAUGUGAUUGAUGUCAAUCAAAUGGGCCCUACGGGAACUAGCCCUCUCCAGGUGGCUAUAAUAGGGCAACAUGUGUCGAUCGUUCGCCUUCUCUUAGGCCAGGGAGACCGAGUGUCAGUCAACGACCGGGGACCACAAGAAUGGUCAGCGCUUACAUUCGCUGCUGCGGCUGGGCACGACGAGAUUGUUUCAUUGCUACUAGGUAACCCUCAUAUAGAUGUCAACCACACCGACGAUCUGGGAAGGCGGCCAUUGUGGAAUGCCGAACGGCCUAUUGCACGAUUCGAAUAUGUCCACCACUCCAACAUCCUCUCCUCCCGGGAGUGCUAUCUGGAUGCUUCAUUUGUCUACGCAUUCGUGGAGGACUUUCCACUCUCACUCGGACACCUUGUGACCUCCACUAUCUUCCCUUCGGAGCUGGAGCUGGGUGCAAUUCUCGCUCAGAUACUGGCUGGCUUAGAGUUCCUUGGCAACUUUGGACUCGCGCAUCAAUCUCUACCAUGCAAUGAGAUUCUCCUCGGUUUAGACGGAAUGAUCAAAAUUGAAUGCUCCCCGCGCGAGUCACAUGCACGACAUAUCGCUGCCAUCUCGCCUAUGGCCAUGUUGCUGAUGCAGAAGGGGGAGAAAGGUGCAGGAACCGCCGGGGUACACGACGCGGGUCGAUGGCCGGUCGAUUCGGACGCUGUCAGUUUCCUAUCCGCAGCAUCGGUAGCGGGGUCUAUUUUCACUUUGCGACAGCAUCCCUGUUAG